GUGUGUGAUGCUCAAAUGAGGUGAGAAGGAGGUGGGUGGCACCACUACAAAUAAAAUGUGAGGCUUUGUGGACGGAGGAGGAGUCAGAGAGAGCCGAGUGGAUUUCAGUAGGUCAUUUCAUUAGAGAGAGGCUGACGCAACUAACAGGACCAAAUCCGUCCGGAAGAUCACCACCGUAAAACAAAGCAAAUUAUUGUAUGUGUUACAUCUGUAGAAGGUUACUGAUCUGCUUGCAUAGAGAAAGAGUAUUCAAGAUUCCUGGAUGGACGUGUAACAGAGUGAAAGAGAAGCUCAAUACAGUCACAGCAAGAAGGAGGCAGAGGGCAGCAGUGACUGAGCUGAGCAAAAGUUCUUGAAGAGUGUGGAGUGAAAACUCUGAUCAAUUUAUUCAGACCAUGCCUGACAAAAGUGCUGAAGCCAUGUUGAAUGGUGCUAUUCCAGGUGAGAUGGUGAAGAAAGAUGAAAACUUGAAGCGUGGGAACUGGUCCAAUCAAAUCGAGUUUAUCCUCACUAGUGUUGGAUAUGCUGUAGGUCUUGGAAAUGUCUGGAGGUUCCCAUAUCUGUGCUACAGAAAUGGAGGAGGUGCUUUUAUGUUUCCCUAUAUCAUCAUGCUGGUCUUCUGUGGUAUUCCUCUUUUUUUUCUGGAGCUUUCCUUUGGACAGUUCACCAGCCAAGGAUGUCUUGGUGUGUGGAGAGUUAACCCUAUGUUCAAAGGAGUCGGGUAUGGGAUGAUGGUUGUAUCCUCGUACAUUGGAGUCUACUACAAUGUGGUCAUUUGCAUCGCCUUCUACUACUUCUUCUCCUCCAUGACUUCAGUUCUUCCAUGGACAUACUGCAAUAAUAACUGGAACAGGAAAGAUUGCAGCAGCAUGCUGAAUCCCAACAGAACUGUCAACUUCACUGAGCUGUCACAAAACAUCUCAACAUUGCUGAACCAAACUGCAAAGAGGACCAGUCCCAGUGAAGAGUUCUGGAAUUAUUAUGUACUGAAGACCUCGGAUGGCAUUGGAAAUUUUGGGGAGGUCCGCCUACCUUUGCUGGGAUGCCUUGCUGUGGCCUGGGUUGUAGUCUUUCUGUGCCUCAUUAAAGGGGUCAAGUCUUCAGGAAAGGUGGUGUACUUUACAGCAACAUUUCCAUAUGUUGUGCUGACUAUUCUGUUUGUCCGGGGGAUAACACUGAAAGGAGCUGUAAAUGGCAUCACUUACUAUCUCACUCCUCAGUGGGACAAGAUUUUGGAUGCAAAGGUAUGGGGUGAUGCUGCUUCCCAAAUUUUCUACUCUCUGGGAUGUGCUUGGGGUGGCCUGAUAACCAUGGCUUCUUACAACAAGUUCCACAAUAACUGCUUCAGAGACAGCAUCAUUAUAAGUAUCACCAACUGCGCAACCAGUGUUUAUGCUGGGUUUGUCAUCUUCUCCAUUCUUGGAUUUAUGGCCGAACACCUGGGAGUUGAUGUCUCAAACGUAGCAGAUCAUGGUCCUGGACUGGCCUUUGUGGCCUACCCAGAGGCUCUGACCUUGUUGCCGAUCUCACCCUUCUGGUCACUUCUGUUUUUCUUCAUGCUGAUUCUUCUGGGGUUGGGUACGCAGUUCUGUCUGCUGGAAACAUUGGUCACUGCUGUUGUUGAUGAAAUUGGCAGUGAUUGGAUUCGCAGACGGAAGUCCCUUGUCACUCUAGGAGUUGCCGUUAUUGGCUUUCUUCUAGGAAUCUCACUAACUACACAAGCUGGCAUUUACUGGCUCCUUCUCAUGGAUAACUAUGCAGCCAGCUUUUCACUUGUGGUGAUUUCCUGCAUUAUGUGUAUUGCGAUCAUGUAUAUUUAUGGACAUCAUAACUACUUCAAGGAUGUUGAGAUGAUGCUUGGUUUUCCACCUCCAAAGUUCUUCCAAAUUUGCUGGCGUUUUGUUUCUCCCAGCAUUAUCUUUGCCAGGAAGAGAGUGGCUGCGCUGCUUCCAGGCCUCUGCCAGGGCCAUUUUAAACUGGCCUUUUCGAGGGAGCAGGAAUGGUCCAGGUUCAUACUGGUGUUCACUGUGAUCCAGUAUAAGCCCAUCACUUACAAUAACUACAUCUACCCAACAUGGGCUAUCACUCUCGGUUUCCUGAUGGCACUCUCCUCAGUAAUCUGUAUUCCAAUUUAUGCUUUUUGGAAGAUUUGCAGUACUGAUGGUUCCACAUUUUGGGAGCGCCUGAAAAAUGCAAAUAAACCAAGCAAAGACUGGGGACCUGCUUUAUUGGAGCACCGUACUGAUCGAUAUUCCACACUGGGCAGCCCAUCCUAUGAUUUCAGCCUUGAAAUUCAACAGUUGAAUCCGGAUAAGGAGCGAGAAAAGGAGCAGCUACCAACAGAAAAUAUAGAGCAUAACCUCAACUUGCAGGGCAGCAAUGGUUCUGCCAGAACACAGAACCUUAACGUGUAGUCAAAAUCAUUUUUAAAUCAAAGAAGAUAAUUAAUUUGUGGUGGAGGGGGGAUGGCAGUUGGGUCAGGAAAUAAAAGCCUUCACCUUAUAGUGAAAGGAUCUGCUCCUAUAAUUUCCUGUACGAUCUAUGGAUUUUGGCAAGUAGUCAACACAAUUUAAUUGAUUGUUCUUCCUUCAGGUAUCAACAUUUUUUCUUUUCAUUCAUUUUUAAAAUUAUCAAUAUAGCUACAUAAUUUAAUAUUUAACCUUUUAUUCAAGAAAUCAAUUAUUUUUGUUGUCAUUUUGCAGAAUUCUAUACUACUUGUGGAAAUUACUUGUACCUUUACGCAACUGAGAUGUGACGUUCCCAGUUGCAAAGAUUUAUUUGAUUCUGAUUUUCAUUAGGCAUCUGUUUGUGUCUGCCUACUCCACACAAGAGCGCUGCUUCUUUCCAACAACAUGAAUAUAUUACACAUGUAGAAUACUGAAAAGGUAGAAGGAGACUUUGUGAAGGGACUGAUUAAUGCCACUUCAAUAUGAAGUGUGUGACAUCACACAUUUCCAAGUAACCACUUGUUCACCACACACCAAACUAAGGGAUGUCCUCCUCCUUCAAAGAACAGGGUUUCCCUUCCUCCACCAUUGAUGCUGGCUUCAACCGCAUCUCCUCCAUUUCCGGAACAUCUGCACUCAUCUGUCUUCCUGCCGUCUUAACAGUGAUAGUGUUCCUUUUGACCUUACCACGAGCUUCCACAUCCAACACAUCAUUCGCUGCAACUUCCGCCAUCUCCAAAGGGAUCCUAACACCAAACAUAUUUUACCCCCUCCCCCACUGAUUUCCACAUGGAUCGCUCCCGCUGUGAUUCCCUUGUCCAUUUGCCCUUCCUUACUAAUCUCCCUCCCAGCACUUAUCCCUGCAAGCAGCCAAAGUGCUACCCCUGCCCAUUCACCUCCCCCCUCACCUCCAUUCAGGACCCCAAACAGUCCUUCCAGGUGAGGCAACACUUCACCUGCGAAUCUGCUGGGGUUGCCUAUUAUGUCCAGUGCUCCCAAUGCAGCUUUCUCUACAUUGGUGAGAUUUGUUGUGAAUUGGGGGAUCACUUUUUUGAGCACCUCUAUUCCAACCACCAAAUACGGAACUUCUUGUUGGCCAAAUAUAUUAAUUCCAAUUCUCAUUCCCGUUCUGACAUGUUGGUCCAAGGCCUCCUCUUGUACCACAGUUAGGUCACCCUCAGGGUGAAAGAGCAAUACCAUAUAUUCAUCUGGGUAGCCUCCAACCAGAUGGCACGAAUAUAGAAUUCUCCUUAAGGUAAAAAAAAAUAUUUUUCUCCCCCUCCCCUCUUAUUCUAUUCCCCACUCUGGCCUCUUACCUCUCCUCACCUGCCUUUAAUCUCCCCUUAUGUCCUUUCCUCUUUCCCUUUCUCCCAUGGUCCACUCUUCUCUCCUCGGGUUCCUUCCUCUCCAGUCCUUUACCUUUCCCACCCACAUAGCUUCACCUAUCACCUUCUAGCGUUUCUCCUUCCCCUCCCUCCCACCCACCCACCCACCCUUUUAUUCUGGCAUCUUGUCCUUUCCUUACCAGUCCUGAAGAAAGAUCUUGGCCCGAAACAUCAUUGUUUAUUCAUUUCCGUAGAUGCUGCCUGACCUGCUGAGUUCCUCCAGCAUUGUGUGUGUUGCAAGGGAUACAGGUUUCUUGAUUCCUUAAUAUACUAGGUUUGUUCAUCUUUUUUCUUAAUGCAACACAGAUUUUUUUUAUGUAUAUUACAAAAUUCAAAGCUGUCCCGUUAUUAAGAUAUUUCUGAUAAACUUAUGCAGAACACAAACAAAAGAUAUAUCACACAUGUUUGAAUCAUUUAUGCAAAAGCUGUACACCACUUGCAUAAGUUUUGCUACAGCUACUGGAGACACCAGUUCCUGGUAUUUUCAGUUUGUAGAACAUGGCCUCACUGUCAGGUAAAAAGCCUCUGUCACCAGUAAUAUGAUGCUUUCAUCACCAUCAUGAUCUUUAAUGCCAGUACUUCUUCACAAGAAGAUCCAUAGCAGUAAACCUAUAACUAUAACUAAACCAGCAAUAUAGAGUACAUGACAUAUUAUCAGACAUGCAUGUCCAGUAUACAUAGGAAUAUUUGAUACUUUUACUCCUAUGACUAGUACUUAAUUUUUCCAAAUUUUUCCUACUGAUCAUCUAACUUGUACUAUUUCAGAGGAAGUUAAAAAUUACAAAAUGCCAUCAGUACAUCUAAAAGGCAGCAAUUUGCUAAUGAAAAGCAAAGAAUCUGAAGCUGAUAAUGCAUCUGGAGGAUGUUUAUAUCUGAGGAACAUACCAUUUUAUGUAUUCAGUUAGCACUUUAGUACACUUCAUUGGAAGAGCUUUUGGAGAUGUUUUAAUGGUACUAGUAUCAACUAAGUAAUAGGUUUUCUUUGAUUAAAAAUCUAUUUUGUAAAAUUAUCAAGUAGGAUGUUAGAAGUAAUAGUGCAAAGAAAUACUGCAACAGAGGCCUAAUAUGUAGUUGAGUGUGAUUCUGAAAUAGAGACUUUUACAGUUUUUAAAGCCAAUUACCUUAAGAUGACAACUAGCAGUUUUCAAGAUCUCUUGUGUUUGGGUUUUAGCAGCGCUAGAAUGGGGGAGCUGGGAAAAUUUGAACUUUUGGUUGCAUAAUCUUUUAUUUUACCCAUGCCCUGCAAAAGAAGAAAUAUACCAUUUCAACAAAACAGGCAUGAAUUUUUACAGCUACCUAUCUAUCAGGCAGUCACAAUACAAUUCCUUGAAUAGCCAAGACUUACUAAGAUACCCAAUUUAUAAUUGGGUAUCUGCCAUUCCUAUCCAAAAAUACGAUGGGAUUGUUCACAUAAUCCAAUUGUCAUUUUCCUGAAUAAAUUAACAUUAAAUGUGGUAUGCACAUGAGCCCUUAUUUCACCAAAAAUUGUAUGAUUUAACCUUUAGAAGAACUCCUGACUGCCAUUCCAAAACAUGCCAAAAGAUUUUUUAAUGAUACAGACAUCCAAACAUUGUAACAGUUCAUCCUGCCAAUUAGUACUACACAGGAAAUGAUGGUUUAACUAAAGCAGCAAGUUGCCAUGUAAAUUUGCCUUACAUUGAUCAUACUUCAUCUCAAAUUAUAUAGUUGAAAAUAGUUCGUACUACCUAAUGUAGAUGAAUCAUGGAUGUCAUGGACUCAUUGCCAUCUCCACAAUGGUCUUGGGUUAAAGGCAGAGCCUAUACACAAUAACCUAAAACUAAAAUUGGGAAGGUAUUCACACCCAUGCAGGACUCUUUGUUAGGAGAGGUAGAACAGUACAAACAGAUGCUUUAAAUAUUUGUUCUUUUGGAUUAUUUUUAAAGAUCAAAACCAACCCGCUUUCUCCACUCCCACCACUGCCAAAACAAACUUGUAAUGAAAUCAGUCACCUCACUUUAUUGGUCAGUCUUUGAAAUCCAUGUACAGAUACAUUCAUGUGUCAAAUUAUGUAAAGUACUUGAAUUGUACAGUGUACAUUCCAGUCCUAAAUUUACAAAUGCAGAAAGGGUUUAUGCCAAAAGAUUUUGUGCUUAAAUCCAAAUUUUGAUUAGAUUGGAAUUUCCAUUUAAUGGAAAUACAUGAAAUGUUCCAUUAAGGUUCAAGUUCUGAAACAAAAUUAUGUUUAUAUCAGAAUACUUGCAUGAUGGGAAUGGUCAUAAUGGGAUUUUGUGCCUGGCUGCAAAACAAAUUUAUGUAGAUUCCAUUGCAUUUGCUUGAAAAUGUUAAACUUUGAUUCCAUGAAUGCAGUAUGACAAAGUAGACAUUGCCAAUUAGAAGCUAUAAAUUAAAUUCUCUCUUUCUCCCCUUGUUCUCCUUACUAACCCUUUCCCUGCCUCAUUCUAUGCUAAUAUCAUUCUGACCAUUUCAAUAUUUUCUUUAUUCAUAUCUCUAUGGGGUUUAGUUCUGGAUGGGUAAUUGAAUGUCUAUCUUUACUGCACUGUGGUUGAGGCAAAUAGUAGAACUCUAGCCUUAGAGCCAGAAGGUUAGAGGUUUAAACCCAAUUGCUUUAACAAGAAUAAAACUUAAUACUUUAUUUUAAUAUUCAGAGAGUACCAUCUUUAAAAAGAGGUGUUAAACAGGGACCAGUCUUCCCUUCCAGGACGACAUAGAAGAUCCCAUAGCGCUGUUUCAAAGAACAAUGGUGCUGCCUCCAACUUCAAUGGCUGUUAAGCACUUUAAUAACCAACAUUUCAACUUAAGCCCUCUGUUAGAUGCUCAGAGUGAAUAAUUAGUUUCUUAUCCUUAUGACACAUACUUCACCCCUUCAGACUGCACAAGUUACUUUCUUAACAUAAUGGGAAAUAGUUUACAAAUUACAACCAAAAAAUACAGUAAAUACACAUUUUAUUAUGCUGAACUAUAUUAUGUCCCUUAAUUCAUAUUGAUAAAGCAAUAGGCUGCACUUUGUUGACUUUUAUUAGCAGACAUAGGAAAGAGUAUUUUUUCACAUGGUUUAGUCAAAUGAAUGUCAUGUUUCAGUCUAAGGAAGUCUGACCCAGAUCAUCUACAUCUCUACAGCUUCCUGGCUUGAUACUGUUGUAACAUUGAUAUAUUGGUAUUAAUAUUCAGUGGCAGACUUUAUUUGAGCUUAAAAAAAUCUUUUCCUCAAUAUGUCAGGUAGCAAUGGCAAAAUGUCUGUGAUGAUUAAGGUUAAUUCAAUGGAGCUUGACUGCUAAUAAUUUGAUUCACCAAGGACAUACGUAGUCACUAACAGGUUCAAUUAAUUUCGACACAGGUCAUUUAAAAGUCUGCCUCACUUGUACUCAAGGAUAGGUAAUUGCCAGCCAAUACAGUGCAUAAAAACUUUCAUAGUGCCAGGGCUUCCCUAGUCAUAGAUAUCUCAGACUAUUACAUUUUCCAAUCCCGGUUACUUCAAUGCCAGCAAUAAAUCAUUUAAUUUAAAAAUAAACAUAAUUUAAAUGGUUUGCUGCUCGCUUCAAAAUAAUAAUGUUUGCACAAUUCAAGCUUGUAAUUCCCAGUAUUACAUAGCGUUGGUAAUAUCUACAAUAUGCACAUGCAUUCAUUUUCAGUCUCUCUCACGCACAUGCACACACACACACACAUGAGCACACA
Molecule: messenger RNA, 7486 nt
Organism: Mobula hypostoma (lesser devil ray)
Lineage: Eukaryota; Metazoa; Chordata; Chondrichthyes; Myliobatiformes; Myliobatidae
Gene: slc6a9
Product: solute carrier family 6 member 9
Exons: 15
Coding region: 396-2414 (672 amino acids)
Biological process (GO): sodium ion transmembrane transport; glycine import across plasma membrane; neurotransmitter transport
Cellular component (GO): plasma membrane
Molecular function (GO): glycine:sodium symporter activity
Source: RefSeq, a predicted model, not a curated record